Messenger RNA from Bursaphelenchus xylophilus (pine wood nematode), 757 nucleotides. The record is from the annotation of a GenBank genome assembly. Lineage: Eukaryota; Metazoa; Nematoda; Chromadorea; Rhabditida; Aphelenchoididae.
AUGGUGGAUUCAUCUAGUAAUCCGGAUUUCUUUCCUCUAUAUCAUCAUCAGUUCCGAGUAAUAUUGAUCGGCGAUUCGACUGUUGGGAAGAGCAGUCUUCUGAGGUAUUUUAUUGAGACGCGAACUGCCGGCAUCAGUGAUCCCACCGUUGGAGUCGAUUUCUACGCUCGGUUAAUUGAAAUCAAACCAGACUACCGAGUAAAGUUGCAAUUAUGGGACACAGCAGGACAAGAAAAGUUCAAGUAAUGUCAAAUUUCGUCGAAAUUUUAUCGAUUUAGGGCUAUAACAAAGAGCUACUAUCGGAAUUCGGCUGGAGUUAUUAUUGUCUAUGAUAUUACAAAUCGGAAAUCUUUCGAUAAUGUAAAGGAAUGGCUGGCUGAGGCCGAGGCAAAUAUCGGAGGACCAAACCCUUCUCAAUGUGUCUUCUUAUUAGUGGGACACAAAGCUGAUCUGGAGGAUAAAAGAGAAGUUCUCUUUGAAGAAGGUGAAUACUAUGCGAAGUAUCACAAAAUAAAGUUCGUCGAGACUUCUGCAAUGUCUGGAGAAAACGUAAAUGUAAGUUUCGGCUCUAAUGAAACACUAUUUCUUUUAGGAAGCAUUCCAGAUGGUAGCGCGUGAGAUCAACGCUCGUCUAGAGAAUGGAUCUUUGCCUUUAAACGAUGGUUGGGAUGGAAUCAAAUGCGGCUUGAUGAGGACACAGUCGAUAACUCUGUCGGACAUGUCACAAGAUCCUGCACAAAGCCAGUGCAAUUGCUAA